Messenger RNA from Onychomys torridus (southern grasshopper mouse), 4177 nucleotides. RefSeq names its product peroxidasin (gene Pxdn). NCBI's taxonomy places the organism in Eukaryota, Metazoa, Chordata, Mammalia, Rodentia, Cricetidae. The record is from RefSeq and is a predicted model, not a curated record. The transcript has 20 exons. Gene Ontology annotation, molecular function: protein binding; heme binding; peroxidase activity. Bases 230 to 4177 code for a protein of 1315 amino acids. Gene Ontology annotation, biological process: response to oxidative stress.
CUGGGGAUCCAACACCAAGGCCCUGGUGGUGCUUGCCCAGCCCCCGCCUUCUGCGAGGCCGAGAGGGGAGGAGCCACGCGCAUGUGCACAGCUGGCGCCCCCCGCCCCCCGCGCACAGCUGGGACGUGGGCCCGGGACCUGAGGGCUCAGUUGGGAGCCGGCGGUGGACGCGCCCGCCGAGGCCUCCGCUGCGGUCCACGCGUGCCAGCGUCUGUCCGCGCCGUCUACCAUGGCCGUGCGCUCCCAGCGCCGCUGCCUGCAGGCGCUCCUGCUGUGCUUCGCCUGGGGGGCUAUGGCGGUGGUCGCCUCAAAGCCAGGGGCAGGCUGUCCGAGCCGCUGCCUGUGCUUCCGUACCACCGUGCGCUGCAUGCAUCUGUUGCUGGAGGCCGUGCCUGCGGUGGCGCCGCAGACCUCCAUCCUGGAUCUUCGGUUCAACAGAAUCAGAGAGAUCCAGCCCGGGGCAUUCAGGAAGCUGAGGAACUUGAACACAUUGCUUCUCAACAAUAACCAGAUCAAGAAGAUUCCCAAUGGUGCAUUUGAGGACCUGGAGAACUUAAAAUACCUCUAUUUGUACAAGAAUGAGAUCCAGUCAAUUGACAGGCAAGCAUUUAAGGGACUUGCCUCUCUAGAGCAACUGUACCUGCACUUCAAUCAGAUAGAAACUCUGGACCCAGAAUCCUUCCAGCACCUGCCGAAGCUGGAGAGACUGUUUUUACAUAAUAAUCGUAUCACACACUUAGUUCCUGGAACAUUCAGCCAUUUGGAGUCCAUGAAACGACUGCGAUUGGACUCAAAUGCACUUCACUGUGACUGUGAAAUACUGUGGUUGGCAGAUCUGCUGAAGACCUAUGCCCAGUCUGGGAAUGCACAGGCAGCAGCCACCUGCGAGUAUCCCAGACGCAUCCAAGGACGCUCUGUGGCUACCAUCACCCCAGAAGAGCUGAACUGUGAACGACCCCGGAUCACAUCAGAGCCGCAGGAUGCAGAUGUCACAUCAGGGAACACAGUGUACUUCACCUGCAAGGCUGAGGGCAACCCCAAACCUGAGAUCAUCUGGCUUCGAAACAAUAAUGAGCUGAGUAUGAAGACAGACUCUCGCUUAAACUUGCUGGACGAUGGCACACUGAUGAUCCAGAACACACAGGAGGCAGAUGAGGGCGUCUACCAGUGCAUGGCAAAAAAUGUGGCUGGAGAGGCGAAAACACAUGAGGUGACCCUCAGGUACUUGGGGUCUCCAGCCCGACCCACUUUUGUAAUCCAGCCGCAGAACACAGAGGUACUGGUGGGCGAGAGUGUCACUUUGGAGUGCAGUGCCACGGGCCACCCUCUGCCGCAGAUCACCUGGACAAGAGGUGACCGGACACCCUUGCCGGUUGACCCACGAGUGAAUAUCACUCCCUCUGGAGGACUGUACAUACAGAACGUCGACCAGAGUGACAGUGGGGAGUACACAUGCUUUGCUUCCAACAGUGUGGACAGCAUCCACGCCACAGCCUUCAUCAUUGUACAGGCCCUUCCUCAGUUCACUGUGACCCCUCAGAGCAGAGUGGUCAUCGAAGGACAGACUGUGGAUUUCCAGUGUGAGGCUAAGGGCUACCCCCAGCCAGUCAUUGCCUGGACCAAGGGAGGGAGCCAGCUCUCAGUGGACAGGCGGCACCUGGUGCUAUCCUCAGGCACACUCAGGAUCUCUGGGGUGGCCCUGCAUGACCAGGGCCAGUAUGAGUGCCAGGCUGUCAACAUCAUCGGCUCCCAGAAGGUCGUGGCCCACCUGAACGUACAGCCUAGAGUCACCCCGGUGUUUGCCAGCAUUCCAAGUGACAUGACUGUAGAGGUGGGUACCAAUGUACAGCUGCCCUGUAGCUCCCAGGGGGAACCAGAGCCAGCCAUCACCUGGAACAAGGAUGGUGUUCAGGUAACAGAAAGUGGAAAAUUUCACAUCAGCCCUGAAGGAUUCUUGACCAUCAAUGAUGUUGGCACUGCGGACGCAGGUCGAUAUGAGUGUGUAGCUCGGAACACAAUUGGAUAUUCCUCUGUCAGCAUGGUACUCAGUGUGAAUGUUCCUGAUGUAAGUCGAAAUGGGGACCCAUAUGUUGCUACCUCUAUCGUUGAAGCCAUUGCAACCGUUGACAGGGCCAUCAACUCUACACGGACACACUUAUUUGACAGCCGUCCUCAUUCUCCAAAUGACCUACUGGCCCUGUUCCGGUACCCACGGGACCCCUACACAGUGGGACAAGCCCGGGCAGGAGAGAUAUUCGAGCGGACCCUGCAGCUGAUCCAGGAGCAUGUUCAGCAUGGCUUGAUGGUGGACUUGAAUGGAACAAGUUACCACUACAAUGAUCUGGUGUCCCCGCAGUACCUGAGCCUUAUUGCCAACCUGUCAGGCUGCACGGCACACCGCCGUGUGAACAACUGCUCAGACAUGUGCUUCCACCAAAAGUAUAGGACGCAUGACGGCACAUGCAACAACCUGCAGCACCCAAUGUGGGGCGCCUCAUUGACUGCCUUUGAGCGCCUGCUGAAGGCUGUGUAUGAGAACGGAUUCAACACACCCCGUGGCAUCAAUCCCCAGCGUCAGUACAAUGGGCACGUACUUCCCAUGCCCCGCCUGGUGUCCACCACACUGAUUGGGACAGAGGUAAUCACCCCUGAUGAACAAUUUACACACAUGUUGAUGCAGUGGGGUCAGUUCCUUGACCAUGACCUGGACUCUACAGUCGUGGCCCUGAGCCAGGCUCGAUUCUCUGAUGGGCAGCAUUGCAGCAAUGUAUGCAGCAAUGACCCUCCCUGUUUCUCCGUCAUGAUUCCCCCCAAUGACCCCCGCGUGCGCAGUGGGGCCCGCUGCAUGUUCUUUGUGCGAUCCAGCCCUGUUUGUGGCAGUGGCAUGACAUCCCUGCUCAUGAACUCUGUGUACCCUCGAGAGCAGAUCAACCAGCUCACUUCCUACAUUGAUGGGUCCAAUGUGUACGGCAGCACAGACCAUGAAGCCCGCAGCAUCCGGGACCUGGCCAGCCAUCGUGGCCUGCUGCGUCAGGGCAUCGUGCAGAGGUCUGGCAAGCCUCUGCUUCCCUUUGCCACGGGGCCGCCCACCGAGUGCACUCGCGAUGAGAAUGAGAGCCCAAUACCAUGCUUUCUGGCUGGGGACCACCGUGCUAAUGAGCAGCUGGGCCUGACGAGCAUGCACACCCUGUGGUUCCGGGAGCACAACCGCAUUGCGGCAGAGCUGCUGAAGCUGAACCCACACUGGGAUGGGGACACUGUCUACCACGAGACUCGCAAGAUUGUGGGGGCAGAGAUACAGCACAUUACCUACCGGCACUGGCUACCCAAGAUCUUGGGGGAGGUGGGCAUGAAGAUGCUCGGCGAGUACCGCGGAUACGACCCCAGUGUCAAUGCUGGCAUCUUCAAUGCCUUUGCCACAGCGGCCUUCAGGUUUGGCCACACUCUGAUCAACCCUGUGCUCUACCGGCUGGAUGAGAACUUUGAGCCCAUCCCCCAGGGCCACGUGCCCCUCCAUAAGGCCUUCUUCUCCCCGUUCCGGAUUGUCAAUGAGGGGGGCAUUGACCCACUUCUCCGAGGGCUGUUUGGCGUGGCAGGCAAGAUGCGCAUUCCCUCCCAGUUGUUGAACACGGAGCUCACAGAGAGGCUGUUCUCCAUGGCUCACACGGUGGCCCUGGACCUGGCUGCCAUAAAUAUCCAGCGAGGCCGGGACCAUGGCAUUCCACCCUACCAUGACUACAGGGUCUACUGCAACCUAUCAGCCGCUUACACCUUUGAGGACCUGAAAAAUGAGAUCAAGAGCCCCGUGAUCCGGGAGAAGCUGCAGAGGCUGUAUGGUUCGACUCUCAACAUUGAUCUGUUCCCGGCCCUCAUGGUAGAAGACCUGGUCCCUGGCAGCCGCCUGGGGCCCACACUCAUGUGCCUGCUCAGCACACAGUUCCGACGCCUGCGGGAUGGAGACAGGUUGUGGUACGAGAACCCGGGCGUGUUCUCCCCCGCCCAGCUGACUCAGCUCAAGCAGACAUCCUUGGCUAGGAUCCUAUGUGACAACUCAGACAAUAUCACCCGUGUGCAGCAGGAUGUGUUCAGGGUGGCAGAAUUCCCACAUGGUUAUGGCAGCUGCGAGGACAUCCCCAGAGUGGACCUGCGAGUGUGGCAGGACUGUUGUGAAGCCUGA